AUGGCGGCCACAUUCCAACAACUCUUUUUCUCCCUCCUCAGUUACCUCAAAACCCUCCUCCUUACUUUUCUCACUGGCGCCUUCAUCUCCCCCAAGUCAUCAUCCACCACCACCACCAAAAAACCCAUCACUUCCCCCUCCUCCCUCGACCGCCAUGUGCCCACCUCCCAAACCACCCAAGUCGACGAGCCCGCGCUGCUUUCCCGAAUCGCCUCGCUGGCCGAUACGCACGAAGCGGCAGCGCGGCUGCACGCCAUGAUCACCGACGCCGGCGCCGGAUCGUGGCCGCCGCGCUUCCCCACCGACAUCUCCGCCUGGCCGGCCCCGCUGCGCGCGUACCACAGCGUCUGGCAGGCGUGCGCGCCGUUCCUUGCCGUGCCCGCGCCCAGCACCGACGACGCCACCAACAACGCGCUGCGCGCUUCCUUCCGGGCGCGUAUGUCGACCCUGCUCGAAUCUGAAGUGGACCUUCCCGCGGUGGAGCAGCUGCUUUCCCGCGCGGAAUCCUCCUCGGAUCCGGAAGCACCCGUGCCGCGCGCCGUCUACAACGCCUUCUACGCCUGCGUCGCCAUGUCGCGGCACGCCUUCCGCUGGGCCACCAUCCCCGCCGUGCGCGUCGGCCAGGAAGAAAAGCUGAUCGCGUACCCCACCGCCCUCACGCUCCCCUGGCCCUUCCUCCAGCGCCGCUACGGCUUCGGCAGCCAGGCCGGCAACGCGCUGUCCAACUUCCUCUACCACUGGGGCGGCGACGCGGUCGGUCCCGUCUACGAAGUCAACGUCGGCGUGUCCCGGGAGGACCGCCCCGCCGUGCACCGCGCCGAGUACUGGUUCUCCUUCAUGUUCGCCGAGACGGAGCGGCUGGCGCUGCCCGUCUACGUCGAAGUCGUCGAGGCGCUGGCGGCGUGGGAGCGCGGGGACCGCGACGCGGUGCUGGCCGGCUUGAAGCGCAUGCGGGAGUCGGUCAGGGCCGUCGUCAGGGUGCUGUACGAUAAUCUGAUUGAGCCGAAGAUCGAGCGCGAGGUGUGGCUGGGCUGGGUGCAGGGAUUCCACGCGUACGGGGCGGGCGAGAAUAGCGGGGUGGACGGCGCGUACGUCGAGUUUGAUGGCGUGAGCGGGAAUCAGCUGCCGUUCUUCCAGGUCGUCGAUGCGUUUUUGGGCCUCGCGUCGUAUCUGUCGCCCGACGAGUCGAAGACGAGCAUCCCGGCGGUCCAGCGGCGGUUGGGCGCUGAGGUGAGCAAGUGGUCGUUCAGGAAGGAGGUCAAGGAGCGGGGCGAUGAGGAGGUGGAGAGGGAGAUGGCGGCUAUCGCGAAGCAGGUGCGGGUGUGGAGGGCUGCGCACAAGGUCAGGAUCGUGCCGUACCUCGCGCAACCCGCUCCCGAGAGAAUGCUCAUGAUGGCUGGAAAGUCUGUUCUGGAGACGAAGGGAGUUAAAACCAUCAAGGGUGUGGUCGAGUACCUUGACUAUCUUGUGGGCAGGAGGAUUGAGCAGACUGCCUAG
This is a messenger RNA of Lasiodiplodia theobromae, 1497 nucleotides long. Its product is annotated as 15-hydroxyprostaglandin dehydrogenase. Gene Ontology annotation, molecular function: heme binding; indoleamine 2,3-dioxygenase activity; metal ion binding. NCBI's taxonomy places the organism in Eukaryota, Fungi, Ascomycota, Dothideomycetes, Botryosphaeriales, Botryosphaeriaceae. Bases 1 to 1497 code for a protein of 498 amino acids. The transcript has 2 exons. Gene Ontology annotation, biological process: 'de novo' NAD+ biosynthetic process from L-tryptophan. The record is from RefSeq and is a predicted model, not a curated record. Gene Ontology annotation, cellular component: cytoplasm.